Molecule: messenger RNA, 1752 nt
Organism: Aspergillus steynii IBT 23096
Lineage: Eukaryota; Fungi; Ascomycota; Eurotiomycetes; Eurotiales; Aspergillaceae
Exons: 5
Coding region: 106-1371 (421 amino acids)
Biological process (GO): regulation of DNA-templated transcription
Molecular function (GO): DNA-binding transcription factor activity
Source: RefSeq, a predicted model, not a curated record
UGUCCGGCCGUAUUCAAAUACUGACCACGUUCAUCGUUAUUCGUUCUCACUUUCGCCUUACCUCUUAUCGUCAUUUAUCAUAAUCUCCAUCCAUCCACACUCACAAUGCCGAGGCUCUCCUACGAAGAGCAACGAGAGAGAAAGCGUGCUCAAGACCGGGCCGCCCAACGAGCGUCGAGAAAUCGUGCUAAAGAUCGAGUAGCCCGUUUGGAGCAUCAAAUCGCCCAGCUGCAAGCCGGUGGUGACGAGGCCAUGAUGGAGCAAAUGAAGCAGAUGCAGCAAGAACGGUCACAGCUGCGUACCUUGGCUGAUCAGCUUCUGAACAUCGCCGGCGCCCUAGACACCACCUUAGGUCCCGUGAACGGUGGAAGUGGCCUCUCAUCACCUCAGCCUACCCGAAAAAGUCUUCUAGGAGAAAUUGUUCAUGACUACGAAGCUCUCAAAUCCACCCAUCCCACGCCGGCCAUGCCCCUAACAGACCCUCAUUCCAUCCUGGUCGGUGUCCUCAAUGGUUGGAAUGUUCCUGUGUCGGUCCAGGAGGAGCCAGUUCAUCGCCUCAUGGCUCACCUUCAUCGCAGGCUCAUGCUCGAGCGACCAUUAGUCAGGCCAAUUGAUCAGCUUGCCAUUCUAUAUUUGAUCCAAAUGUCUCUUCUAUUUCUGCUUGCUCAACUAGAAACCUACCGAGCAUAUUUGAGCCAUGUCCCUGGCUGGUUGUACCCCACACCGGCUCAAAGUAGUAUUCGACACAAUGUUACCAUCGACAUGCUUCCAUGGCCGCAGUUACGCCUAUAUCUUCUCUCGCAGCCGGACGUUGAGAGCUACAACACUCAGCCCUGCAACGACCUCGCUACGCAAACCCUACGGAGCAUGAUCUUCGUGCCAGAAAUCAACUUUGAAGAUGCCUAUCUUGUCGGCCCCGAUCGCCGGUUAACCCUAAGUCCGCAAUUCAGGCAACUCUUCUCUCCGGAGGCAUCCUCGGCGCCUUUUGCCGUGACCCCGUCCUUUUUAGACCAGUAUCCGAACCUGCGUGGGAUCGUUCCCGAAUGGAAGUCCCAUGGUCACGGGGACAGGACUCGUUCUGAGGCAUGGGAUCUAGUCGCUCAAGACGGCUACAAGGGAAAUAACCAGGCAAACCCUGGGCUGCUGGAUGGCCGGACUUCGAAUGCCGUACGAGACCAGUCCUCAAUUUCUCGAGGGAGCGAUCUGCCAGCUCCAUCGUUAGUUUCUGUCCCGCCUGCAUCACCUACGCACAGUGUAUUCGCGGGCGAGCCGAUGGGAAAUUGGUAUGAGGCCCUGGGCUUUCUAGCGGAAACCGAUUCCGUGCCCAGCUGGCUACUUGAACCUGCUGAAGAGAGGCUGGAUAAUUUGUAACUUUGCGACAGGAACUGAGAAGCACGCUUCUUAACGAUAUACCGAAACCCGAACCCAAUCAAUAACCAAUAGCAGGGCAGAUAUAAUCUAUUCCCAAGUCUGCCUUCAAUUGCCCCUUUCUAUUCAAAGUGCAACAAACCGCUUCAAAUCGAUAAGCAGAAAGGCUAAUCACUCCCCUCUUCAAUCUCCCUCUUCUUCUCCUUAUCCAACCCAAACUCCGUCUCCAAAUGCUCCCGCAUCGGCACCUCCUUCACCACAAACGCGACCAGAAAUCCCAGAAUCGCAAACGCAAGACCAACAUACCACACGAUGCGCAGGCUAUCCACAUAAACGCCCACAACGGCAGUCUUGACACGAGGGCUAUCAUUCAACGAAGUCAUG